Messenger RNA from Galdieria sulphuraria, 1551 nucleotides. Its product is annotated as [pt] small subunit ribosomal protein S5. The coding region runs from base 30 to 1514 and encodes 494 amino acids. Gene Ontology annotation, biological process: cytoplasmic translation. NCBI's taxonomy places the organism in Eukaryota, Rhodophyta, Bangiophyceae, Galdieriales, Galdieriaceae. The transcript is spliced from 4 exons. Gene Ontology annotation, molecular function: rRNA binding; structural constituent of ribosome. The record is from RefSeq and is a predicted model, not a curated record. Gene Ontology annotation, cellular component: ribosome; cytosolic large ribosomal subunit; small ribosomal subunit.
ACAGUGUGGUUAAGGAUACUAUUUCGGAUAUGUUGACUAGGAUUAGAAAUGCAAAUCUAGCCAAGUAUAGUCUAGUAGAAGUACCUAAUACAAAAAUUAAUUCUAAUAUAGCUAACGUUUUACAGGAAACGGGGUUUAUUGAUUCCUUUGAAUUUAAACUAGAAGGUAAACUAUCUCAACAUAAAAUUUUAAUUUAUUUGAAAUAUAAAGGAAAAAUAAGACAGCCAGUAAUUACUACGAUUAAAAGAAUUAGUAAACCUGGUCUAAGAAUUUAUGCAGGUUGCAAAGAUAUACCUAUAGUCUUAGGAGGACUUGGCAUUGCAAUAGUUUCUACUUCACAAGGAAUUAUGGAUGAUAAGGAUGCACGUUCUAAUAAUAUAGGUGGAGAAAUAUUAUGUUAUAUUUGUAUACCUCAGAAUGUAAAUGUAUAUUUAGAGGAUGAUCAUAUUGUUGUUAAAGGAAAAGAAGGUGAGUUAAGAAAGCAGCUUGUAGAGCAAAUAACAUUUACAAUAAGAGAAGAAAAUAAUAGAUCCAUUUUGAUGAUUGGUAAAAAUAAACAAGAUAAUAAAACUAAUGAGUUAUAUGGAUUAUAUAGAACAUUAAUUAAUAAUAUGAUAAUUGGUGUUAAUACUAAAUUUAGUAAAUAUCUUGAACUCAAAGGAGUGGGAUAUCGUUCUCAAUUAGAAAAUAAAAUAUUAACACUAAAUCUUGGCUAUAGUCAUCCUAUAAAAUUUGUAAUACCUGAUUCAAUUAGUAUAGAAAUUGAAAAUAAUACAAUUAUAAAAAUUAGCGGUAUUGAUAAACAACUAGUAGGAGAAGUAGCAUCAAGAAUACGUAACUUUCGUUUACCAGAACCAUAUAAAGGUAAAGGAAUUCAUUAUAGAGGAGAAUAUAUAAAAUUAAAAGCAGGUAAAACAGGAAAUAGUGAUCGUCCUAGAUUAUACGUAUUUAGGUCAAAUCAGCAUAUUUAUGCCCAAAUUAUUAAUGAUGAAAACAAUAGUAUUAUUACAAGUAGUUCUACUUUAGAUCCUAUGGGUAAUAGCAUGAAAUCACAAGAGAAUGAAUUAGUUGAAAAAGUCGUUCAAGUAAAAAGAGUAACCAAAGUUGUAAAAGGAGGGAAAAAGCUUAGUUUUCGUGUGGUAGUAAUUGUUGGAGAUCAAUUAAAUCAGGUAGGUAUCGGGAUUGGCAAGGCAAGUGAAGUAAUUAGUGCAAUUAGAAAAGCCAUUGCUGAUGGAAAAAAAAAUUUAAUUCAAGUACCAUUAAAUAAAAACUACUCUAUACCUCAUAUUAUUCAAAACUCGUUUGGUGCAGCAUCGAUUAUAUUACGACCAUCUUCUUUAGGAUCGGGAGUUAUUGCAGGUGGGGCUGUACGUAUAGUUUUAGAACUAGCAGGCGUUAAAAAUGUUUUAGCUAAGCAAUUAGGUUCUAAUAAUAAGUUAAAUAAUGCAUAUGCUACAAUUAUUGCACUAAAAAAAUUAAAAAGUAUUCAACAUACAUUAAAACAUAGAGCUUAAUAACCGUAAUAAUAUUAUUAAAAAUAAUUUAAUAUAA